Cyprinodon variegatus (sheepshead minnow) is the source of this 4516-nucleotide messenger RNA. RefSeq names its product ATPase family, AAA domain containing 2B (gene atad2b). Gene Ontology annotation, molecular function: ATP binding; ATP hydrolysis activity; histone binding. Gene Ontology annotation, biological process: positive regulation of transcription by RNA polymerase II. Bases 113 to 4444 code for a protein of 1443 amino acids. NCBI's taxonomy places the organism in Eukaryota, Metazoa, Chordata, Actinopteri, Cyprinodontiformes, Cyprinodontidae. The record is from RefSeq and is a predicted model, not a curated record. The transcript is spliced from 28 exons. Gene Ontology annotation, cellular component: nucleus.
CCUGGGAGGGAGCAGAUAGACAGGGAGAAAUGGCGCCUCGAUGCUGCGCUCACUGAAGCGGUGUUUGGAGCCGGUUACAGAGAUUCAGUGAGGACACUUCACAGGAGAAAACAUGGAGAAGACGAGGAAGAGCCCCCGGACACGGAGCGGCACCUUCAUCUCCUCCAGGACGCGCUCGUCAUCGAGAAAAGAGAGAAACUCAGAGGAACAUAAGGAGCCCAGCAGUGAUGUGAGCAGUCCCAGCAGUCCGCGGUUGCCACCCCCUGCCAAACGAACGCGCAGGAAGAUAGCCUCCGAGCCGAGCUCCAGUGACACUUCCCCGUCUCCUCAGGCAAAGGGCCAGAGGGUCAGCUGGGGUUUGCCCACCUACCGUACCCGGUUGUCUUCUCGCAUAAUGCAGAAUGGGCAUGCCCAUAUGAAUCACAGGAGUGAGGAGAGUGGAGGGGGAGAUCACUCCCGUAUGAAUGGCCAUGUGGAGCUGAAGAGGAGCUGCCGGGUGAGGAAGAGCCAAUUUCAACACCUCAAUCAGAGCCUGCUGUUCGACCAGCUGGUCAACAGCACUGCUGAGGCUGUUCUUCAGGAAAUGGACAACAUCACCAGCAUCAGGCAGAACCGUGAGCUGGAGCGGCUUCGCAUGUGGAACGGAGAAACUGAAGAGGAGAAUAUGGACAUGUAUUCUAGGGUGAAGCGCCGGAAAUCAAUGCGUAGAAGCACUUAUAACAUGCCUGCUCACCACAAAGUCUUGAGCAAGGACGAGGAAGAAGAGGAGGAAGAAGGGACUGAAGAAUCUCAUGGUGAAGAAGAAGAGGAGGAGGAUGAUGAUGCAGAGGAUGAUGAAGAUGACGAAGGGGAUGAAGCUGAAGAGGCGGGCGAGGAAAACGACAGGCCGUAUAACCUGAGGCAGCGUAAAACUGUACAAAGAUAUGAAGCUCCACCCAUCGAGCCUGUGAAUAGAAAACAGAGCAACCCCUCCCUUUUUGACACCCACAGAUCCCCAGCAAGAAGAAGCCAUAUUAGAGUGAAGAAGCAUGCCAUUCACAGCAGUGACACCACCUCAUCCUCUGAUGAAGAGCGCUUUGAGCGAAGGAAAAGCAAGAGCAUGACUCGGGCCAGAAACAGAUGUUUACCUAUAAACUUGACCGCUGAAAGCCUGGCCAGUGGCGUGCUGCGCGAUCGUGUUAAAGUCGGUGCGAGCUUGGCUGAUGUGGACCCCAUGAACCUCGACAACACGGUGAAGUUUGACAGCGUGGGAGGCCUCAGUAAUCACAUCCAGUCACUGAAGGAGAUGGUGGUGUUCCCUCUGCUCUACCCUGAGGUCUUUGAAAAAUUUAAGAUUCAGCCUCCCAGAGGUUGUUUGUUCUACGGACCACCAGGAACAGGAAAGACUCUGGUGGCCCGAGCACUUGCUAAUGAGUGCAGUCAGGGAGACAGGAAGGUUGCCUUUUUCAUGAGGAAAGGAGCCGACUGUCUCAGCAAAUGGGUCGGUGAAUCUGAACGGCAGCUACGCCUCCUCUUUGACCAGGCUUACCUGAUGAGGCCAUCCAUUAUUUUCUUCGAUGAAAUAGAUGGUUUGGCUCCAGUUCGCUCCAGCAGGCAAGACCAAAUACACAGUUCUAUUGUGUCCACCCUGUUGGCCUUAAUGGACGGCCUGGACAGUCGAGGGGAGAUAGUCGUCAUCGGUGCUACAAACAGACUCGACUCUAUCGACCCUGCUCUCAGGAGGCCUGGACGCUUUGACCGGGAGUUUCUCUUCAACUUACCAGACAAGAAGGCCAGAAAGCACAUUCUGGAGAUUCACACGAGGGACUGGAAUCCCAAACUGUCUGAGCCAUUUCUCAAUGAACUUUCAGAAAAAUGUGUCGGCUACUGUGGUGCUGACAUAAAAGCACUUUGCACAGAGGCGGCCUUGAUGGCGCUGCGCCGUCGAUACCCCCAGAUCUACGGCAGCAGUGUCAAACUGAAGCUUGACGUCAAGUCCAUCAUCCUGGGGCCUGGCGACUUCAGCAAGGCCAUGAGGACAAUAGUCCCAGCCUCCCAGAGGGCCCUGGCUCCCCCAGGCCGAGCCCUCUCUCCCACCCUCAGGCCCCUGUUGGCCAGCUCCUUCUCCUUGGUGCUGAAAGCUCUUCUCAGAGUCUUCCCCCAUGCUCAGUGUACCGACAAGGACAACACUCAAGGCGGCGACAAUCAUCUGCUUUUAGAGGACUUGUACAGCGAUGAUGACAAUGAGGAUGGCCCUGCCUCCAUUUAUGAAGUUCAGCCUUCUGCAUCCCCAAAGAGUCAGCUUUCCUCUUCAGCAAUGCACAGACCCUUUCUCCACUUCUCCUCUUCUGCACUCCAACAGCCCACAGCCUAUCGGCCCCGCCUGCUCCUGGCAGGGGCCUCAGGUUCCGGACAAAGCUCCCACCUCGCUCCUGCCUUGCUCCACCACCUGGACAAGCUACCAGUGCACCGCCUGGACUUGCCCACUUUGUACUCCGUCAGUGCUAAGACGCCAGAGGAGUCCUGUGCUCAGGUUUUCCGGGAGGCUCGUCGGAGCGUUCCCAGCGUGGUGUACAUGCCUCAUAUCUCAGAGUGGUGGGACACAGUGAGUGACACUGUGAAGAGCACCUUCCUCACCCUGCUGCAUGAUGUGCCAUCCUUCAGCCCUGUCCUCAUCCUUGCAACUGCUGAGACUCCGUACUCAAAGAUGUCAGAAGAGGUGAGAAGUAUAUUUCAGAGGACCUAUGGGGAGGUGGUAUUGCUGUGCCCUCCAGGAGAAAAGGAGAGGAGGAAUUUCUUCUCAGAUUUGCUGCUGGUUCAAGCAGCCAAACCACCACCUCGGCCCAGGAAUGCAGAGAGAUGUGAAGAGGUGCUGGAAGUGGCAGAGACGCCAGCCCCUCGGGUCCUGUCAGAGGAGGAAAAGCGCCGCCUAGCCGAACAGGAAGAUAAUACAUUAAGGGAGCUCAGGCUCUUUCUCAGGGACGUGACCAAGCGCCUGGCCACAGACAAACGAUUUAGCAUUUUUAGCAAGCCGGUUGACAUUGAGGAGGUGUCAGACUACCUAGAGGUGAUUAGGCAGCCGAUGGACCUGUCCACAAUCAUGACAAAGAUUGACACUCAUCAAUAUUUGACAGCCAAGGAUUUCCUGGUGGACAUUGAUCUCAUUUGCAGCAACGCUUUAGAAUACAACCCCGACAAAGACCCUGGAGACAAGGUGAUCAGACACAGAGCGUGCAACCUAAAGGACACGGCCCAUGCUAUAUUUGCAGCUGAGUUGGAUCCUGAGUUCGACCGAAUGUGUGAAGAGAUUAAAGAGGCACGCAAAAAGAGGGGCGCCCAGAGCCUGGGUCAGCCGUCCACAGCCCCCGGUGCUUUACCAAGCAGAAAGCAGCAUCCUGCAGGAGAUGAACAGGCCAAGACCAACACUCACGGCGAGGCCAGUUACAAACACUGCUCUACCAAUCAUCUCAAGAGGAAGAUUUGCAGGCGGACAUCUUGGCAACGUGGCAUAAUACGCAAGAAGAAAAACAAUAAGAAGGGGACCGAGGAGGAAGAAGAGGAGCAGGAGGCCGAGGUGGAAGCUGCAGGGCCCAGUGACUCAUGUUUGACACAGGAUGAGGAAUCAUCGUGCGACACUCCAGGCCCCCAACCCAAUGGUCACCAUCCUCAUGCCCUCUCCACAGAAGAAGAAAGCUCCAAUGAGCCCCCUGUUGUAGCCGAAGGCAGAAAGGACCCAAAGCCUAAAGAGGAGGAGGUGUCUGCAGCCAAAGAAGGAAAAACUGAGACCCCGGAGAAACACAGAGAACAAAAACACCACUGUGGUGCUUCUCCUCCUAACGCAGAUGAGGAUAGUGGGGCCAAGCAGACUGACUUCCAUCCUUUGACUGAAACAUUCAAGCCAUCAGAUGCUAAACACACAGAGGAUCUCAGAGUUUCACGAGUGGACUGUGUGAAUGGGACCGAGUCAAUGGAUAGCGUAGAUUUACAUAGCCCCAAGAGGAGCAAUGAGGGUGACAUAAGGACUCCUCUGUGCUCAGCUGAAGGCUGUAAUAAGCCAGAACAGGAAGAGCACAAAGAAAAUGUGAGCAAAGCAACUCAGGAGCAACAUCCCCGGGAUGAUGGAGCCGUUACACAAACUGUUGAGGAGGAUCAAGGGAAAGAAGAUAGUUCCAGAGAAGAGACGAGCGUGUGCAUCGCGUCCGAGCAGCUGACAGGAUCUGCUGGGAGGACCGAUGAAGAGCCAGAACCAGUCCCUACCUAUCCUCCAGUGGUGGUUGACCACCAGCGACUUCUGGUUCUGCUGGAUAUGGUGGUAAAGAAGAGUGAGGGCUACAGUGUGGAGCAGCUGGAGAGACUCUACUCCCACCUUAGCCAGUGUAUCUACCAGCACCGCAGGGAGUACGACAAGACCCGGUUACUGGAGGAGAUGGAGGAGAGGAUCCAGCAUUUUGAUACAUUCCUGUGAGGUGGAGAGAAGAUACUUUUCAGGGAGAUCCUGAUCAGCCUGGGACCACAAAGACUCACUAAAAAAAAAAAA